Molecule: messenger RNA, 2657 nt
Organism: Hemicordylus capensis (graceful crag lizard)
Lineage: Eukaryota; Metazoa; Chordata; Lepidosauria; Squamata; Cordylidae
Product: putative short-chain dehydrogenase/reductase family 42E member 2
Exons: 12
Coding region: 803-2089 (428 amino acids)
Biological process (GO): steroid biosynthetic process
Molecular function (GO): 3-beta-hydroxy-Delta5-steroid dehydrogenase (NAD+) activity
Source: RefSeq, a predicted model, not a curated record
AGGGGUGCUCAGCAGCAGCCGCUGCAGCAAGACCUGGCCUGAGGGCACCCAAAGGCGGCAGAUGUGGCAUUGGGUGGGUGUGUGGGUGUGUGUGUAUACACCCCCCCCCCCGCACACACAGGCUUUGGAAAUCCGAUUUGGACUGCCAUCCUCUGCCCUGCCGCCUGGGAACCAGCAUAAGACCAGUCAGACCUGGGGGGGCGGAAGGAAGGAAGGAAGGAAGGAAGGGGUUCCUUCUUACACCCCCUGAUUCAACCACCCAGGGAAAUAAGCCUCACAAUGACUAAGUGCAGCCUUCACGCCACCGCCGCUGCUCUGCUAGGACUGGGGAGACCCGCCUCCAAAUCCCCGCCCAGCCCCGGGCGCCUCCUCUGGGCUGCUCCCUUCUCUCUCUGCCCCACAAAGGCCGUGGGAGGUUAGGCAGAGCCAUGUCCGGCAGGUAGCGCGGUCGCGACACGUCCACGGAAAGAGACACACGAAACAGGACCACGUAGCUCUGUGGCUGCUGCUGCUGCCGCCACCCUAGAAUGCUUUCUAGCCGCCUCAACUGCCAGUGGGACCCGCCCCCCCCCCCGCUUUGAACUGUAACAUUCCGAAGUGAUGGGAUGAGGUCGACACCGGGUCGCCGUGGCCUGCUGGAAGACGGGGCUCCCUGACGGGGUCAUCAUGUGGCCAGUUGCCGUUGACUCCAGACCUCACCUUUGCAGGUUAUGAAAAGGAGACCCCUUGCAGAGACCUGGAUGGAGUUUUGUGACAGGCCGUCUGGUGGAACCCAGAGGAGGAGCAGCCCCCGCAGUGCGCAAUGGAGAAGCCCCCCCGCAAGGAACGGAAAGCGCACUUGUUCUCGAAACCGAGCACCAGACCAGCCGUGAUACUCCCCGACAGCAGUCAACCAGGACGGAAGAAAGUCAGCGACAAGACUGUGGUGACCGGAGGUGCUGGCUAUUUUGGAUUCACUCUGGGCCGCGCCUUGGCCAAAUCGGGCACCAGCGUCAUCAUCUACGACAUUCAGAAACCACUGUGGGAAGUUCCUCCCGGAGUCGUCUUCAUUCAGGCAGACGUGAGGCAUUACGAAGACUUCUACACAGCCUGUGAAGGGGCGGACUGUGUCAUUCACGCCGCGGCGUAUGGCAUGACGGGCAUAGAACAGCUGCGCAGGAAACGCAUCGCGUCUGUCAACGUCGGCGGGACCAGCGUAGUCAUUGAAGUCUGCAAGCAACAGAAUGUCCCCAGGCUGAUCUACACCAGCUCAAUCAAUGUGGUAUUUUCAGGGCAACCCAUUAUUGACGGGGAUGAAGAGAGUGUGCCCUAUUUCCCCCUAGACAAGCAAGUUAAUGAAUAUUCCAAAACCAAAACCAUAGCAGAGCAAAUGGUCCUGGCAGCUAACGGAACAUCCCUCGCAGGAGGUGGCAGGCUGUAUACGUGUGCUCUUCGCCCGCCUGGCAUCUACGGGCCAGAAGAACAAAGACAUUUGCCUCGACUGGCAUUGAAUACAGAACGGGGGCUGUUCCUUACCAGGAUUGGGGAUCCUAAAAACCUGAUGACCUGGGUUCAUGUCAAAAACCUUGUGCAGGCGCAUAUCCUCGCUGCUGAUGCUCUCACACCUGAAAAGAACUACAUCGCCGCUGGCCAGGCGUAUUUUAUCAAUGAUGGUGAAAAAGUCAACCUUUUUGAAUGGCUAGCUCCACUCUUUGAAAGGUUAGGUUUCAGGAAACCAAGGAUCCGUGUCCCUAUUUUUGGAGCUUAUCUGACAGCUGUACUAGGGGAAUAUUUGCACCAGAUAAUGAGGCCAUUUGUCGAAAUCACGCCGCUGAUCACCCGAAACGAGGUGAAUAAUUUUCGCUGCACACACACCUUCAAAAUAGACAAAGCCCGCUCUCAGCUGGGCUACCAGCCAAAGAAGUACGAGUUUGCCGACUGUGUGGAUCAUUACCUGAAGAGCCGGCCCCGCAAGAGGAACUUCUUCCUGCUGAAAUGCUUCCUGUGCUUCCUGCUCUUUGUCGGUCUGGUUAUCCUGGCUGUCAGAUAUGAAGAAGUCCGCGUGUUCCUUGCCGGACUCUGGAUCAAGUAUCACUACCUGAUUGAAUAAAGGGGCCCCUGCCAGCCACGAGGGAGGGAGGGAGGGAGGGCAGCCGCCUUCUCGGGAGACCAUCCCGUGGUGGCCUCUUUUUGCGGGGAGAGGUGCCUGAGCUCCAGCCUAGGAAGCCCACAGCUACGAGAAGAGGGAGAAGCAUCACCACCUGGGCCGUUGUUCUGGGAUCAGAUGUCCCAAGAAGCACUUCACUGCCCCCAGAAUCCCCCUGAGCACUUCUGAAGGCCAGAAGGCCAAAUAAGAUCACCCAGAAGAAAAGGACCACGCCGGGGGGGGGGGGCUUUUCCAGUGCCCAGGAGAGCCCUUCUCCAGUCAUUCCCUCAGCUGCUUGUCAAACUGGAAGGCAGGAGCCCUCGAAGGAGGAUGCCCCAAGGACCCCAAACCCCAUGAACUAGCAACAGCUCUCCAGAGAAACGCCAAGGCCCUCCUUCUACCACUGUGUGUUGUUGUUACACGAAACAGAAGCAGGUGAACAACCCCCAACUGCCCAUGUUACGUCUUUCGGUGCCUGACUUCGGGGCGGCAACACCCAAGAGGUGGAAAUAAAACUGCACUUUAAAACCCA